AUGCGACGACUGCGAGACCCAGCCACAUCGUACGAUGUUCUUCGUGAUUUUGGCGCAUCAUAUGCAACUUACCCAAAGCGAGUUUCUGCAGUUUACUUCGAACGAUUAGCGAACGCUCUAAAUCAAACCGCUACCCAGGUUCAAGAGCAUGAUCAUCUUAGCGUGGAGAAAGCACCAAGUCGAGAGGAUGAUUCAAAUUCCAGUGAAGGAGACAAAUCUUUAAAGUCACUCCCAGAGGUGGAAAAGCUCAGCGUGCUGGAUGAGACUGCGGUAUGUUCAAUUUCACUAUAA
Molecule: messenger RNA, 291 nt
Organism: Strongylus vulgaris
Lineage: Eukaryota; Metazoa; Nematoda; Chromadorea; Rhabditida; Strongylidae
Source: the annotation of a GenBank genome assembly